AUGUCAAAAAAAAAUUCGUCAGAAUCCUUAAAUAAAAAUGAUGUAUCAAAAAAGAAUAUUCACCCAGAUAAGGCCAAAAAAUAUAGUUCGAUAAUGAAAAAAAGAAAGAAAAAAUUAGAAAGCGAAAAAAUAAAUAUAGAAGAUAUAAGAAAUAAUGAAAUAAAUUUUCCAAAAAGUGAUUGUGGUUUACAAAAAAAGAAAAAGAAUAAAAAUAAGAAAAAGAAAAAUAAUAUUAAUAAAAAUAAAAAUGAAUCAGAGGAGGUUUCUGAAUCAUUUAAAUUUAAUAGUAUAAAUAAAUCCCAACUAGAAUCACCAAAUGAAAAUUAUAAUGAUGAAAAUAAUGAAAAUAAUGAUAGAGAAGAUAAUAGUAGUGAUAAUAGCAAUGACAAUAGUUAUAAUAAUAACAAUAACAAUAAUAAUAAUAGUAAUAAUAAUAAUAAUAAUAAUAAUAAUAAUAACAAUAAUAACAAUAACAAUAAUAAUAAUAACAAUAACAAUAACAAUAAUAGUAAUAGUAGUAAUAAUGAUAAUAAUAAUAAUAAUAAUAAUCAUAAUGUUAAUGGUAGUGUAAAUAAUAAUAGUAACCAAGAUGAUGAAGAUAAUCAAGAGAAUAAUAGUAACAAUAACAUUAGUGAUAAUGAUAGUUUAGGUAAUGGAAAUAAUAUUGAAUCCGACCCAUUUUCAUUCGAUAAACAAGAAAAUGAAGAUGAAGAAAAAGGUGAAGAUAGUUAUGAUGAAAGUGAAAAUCAAAGUGAAAUUAAAGAUAAUGUUUCAGAAAAUAUCAAAUCAAAUCAAAGUGGAAGUGAAGAAAUAGAUUUUGAUGAAAAUAAACUAUCUCCAUUCCCUAUUGACGAUUCUGAUUUAGAAAUUGGCGAUAUAGAUUUCGAAACAAAUACAAAUAAGAAAAUAUUAAAUACAGUAAUUGGGAAAAGGAAAAGAGAUGACAGCGACCUUAUGUUUAAUUUCAAUGAUCCAUUUACAAGCGAAAUUUCUUCAACAAAUUUUGAUGAUAUUCAAGGUUUCUUUGAUUUAGAUUCAAAGAUUACAAAUUUUUCAGAUUAUAAAGCAUUAAAAUCUAAAAAUGAAAUGGCCACAGGAACAACAAUAGCAAAUAAUAGCCUAAAUAAUAUAAACAAUAUAAAUAGAAAUCAAGAGAAAGAUGAAGAUGAAGAGAGCACUGAAGAGGAAUAUCAGGGAGAAAAAGAGAGUUAUACAAAUAAAAAACAAAAUUUACCACACAUACAAGAGGAAGAGGAGGUGGAUAUAGAAGAAGAGGAAGAAGAUGGUCAAGAAGAAGAGGUGGAUAUAGAUGAAGAGGAACCUUUUGUAAAGGAUGAAGUUGAAAAACCUUUUGAAGAAAGUGAAAAUGAAGAUAAUGAAGAUAAUGUUUUCGAAGAAGAUACUCAAUACCAUUAUAGUACCAAGUAUAGAUAUUAUAACCAUAAAGAUGAGGAUACCGAAGAAGAGGAAGAUGAUAAUGGGUCAGAUAAUGAAAGAGAACAAAUAAAGAGAGUGAAAUAUGUCCUUUCACAAAAAGCAAGAGUGCCAGAAUUAAGACCAUACAAUAAAGAAUUUGAAGAACAUGAAGCACCAAUUUUAAUAUACGAGCCAAGAUUACCUCAAUCACAAAUUGAUGAAUAUUUAAGAUUGGCAAGAGUGAAGCUUGAAGAGAUUUCAAACUCACUAGAAUCAAUGAAAGUUCCCGUUAAAAAACAGUUUUCAAAAAUUCCAGAUAGUUCAAUUUUAGAUAUACUUCACGAAUAUGACUAUCAAAUAAAUAUAGCACUGGACUCAAUCGAUUUUUCAACUUUUGAAAAUAUUAAACCAUGUUUAAAAGAUUGUAUAAAAGAGAAAUGGUCAAAUUUAGAAAUGGCUUUAUUUGACGAGGGCUAUAAGUUAUAUAAUAAAGAUUUUAAUAGAAUUUCUAUUAGUUUAAAAAAUAAAAGUUUACAAGAUAUAAUAGAAUAUUAUUAUUGGUGGAAGGUUAACUCUCCAAUAUAUAAAAAUUUAUUCAAACAAUUUUCACCACCUUUUGCCCGUAAGAGAAGCGCUUCGUUCCAUGAUGAAAAUAAUAACAAUCGUAAUGGCAAUAAUAAUAAUAAUAGAGAUGAAAUAGACAUCUAA
This is a messenger RNA of Dictyostelium purpureum, 2124 nucleotides long. RefSeq lists its product as uncharacterized. Gene Ontology annotation, biological process: negative regulation of transcription by RNA polymerase II. Gene Ontology annotation, cellular component: nucleoplasm. Gene Ontology annotation, molecular function: transcription corepressor activity; histone deacetylase binding. NCBI's taxonomy places the organism in Eukaryota, Evosea, Eumycetozoa, Dictyosteliales, Dictyosteliaceae. The transcript is spliced from 4 exons. Bases 1 to 2124 code for a protein of 707 amino acids. The record is from RefSeq and is a predicted model, not a curated record.